Nerophis lumbriciformis (worm pipefish) is the source of this 4165-nucleotide messenger RNA. It is a transcript of the gene fanci, whose product is annotated as FA complementation group I. The record is from RefSeq and is a predicted model, not a curated record. NCBI's taxonomy places the organism in Eukaryota, Metazoa, Chordata, Actinopteri, Syngnathiformes, Syngnathidae. Gene Ontology annotation, molecular function: DNA polymerase binding. Gene Ontology annotation, biological process: DNA repair.
ACGCUCGCGCUAAUUUGCUGCUAGUACGUUGUCGGAUGUCGUGCUUCUCUUUCGGGUACACGGUUUGAUGUAAAUGUGAAAAUAUAUACACUUUCUUUCGAUCAGGAAGGCUGAAAUGGACAGAAUAAUUUCCCUGUCGGAUGGCGACAGUUCUUUGGAACUUCAAAAAUACUUGUCCUCCAUUGGUGAAGAGAAGUUGAUCACGCUAAUUACCCAAAGUGCAUUGAAGGGCAAGAUAGUUGGCGUUAUUAAAGCCAUAUUCAAAGGCUCUCCGCCGACUUCUACUGAAGGGUCAGAGCGCAGACUUCUACUUUACCAACAUUGUAUCCCCCUCUGUGAGUCUGGUGAUGUCCACAGUGAAGUGGCAGCCGAUGUCAUUGGACUGCUCAUGCUUGAGACGCACAUUCUGACUGGACCCUCUCUUGCAAAAUUGGGUGAACUUUUUGUGAAAGAAAUCAAAGGGGGAAAAAUAACCAAUGGGAAGUCCUUGGAACUAUUUCCGACUGUGCUGACCGCCAUGACGGCCUGUGAAAAAUUGUCAUAUGGCAAAGGUGAGCUCAGUGGUGAGGAAUUCAAGAAGCAACUGAUCAAUAGCCUCUGCUCAAGCAGAUGGGACCCACAAUGCGUUAUCUACUUGACCACGAUGUUCAGGGAUGUACCUUUGUCGUCAGAUGAGCUGCACUUUCUGGUGGAGAAAGUGCUGCGGAUGUUCAGCAAACUUGAUCUGCAGGCAAUCCCGCCGCUUGUUUAUCAACUGCUCUUGUUAUCGGCAAAGGGUUGCAAAAAACAGGUCCUAGAUGGAAUCAUCAGUUAUUUUAAGCAGCAAGACAUAAACCAACACGAGGAACAGUCACAUGGAGAGAGCGUGGAUCUAGAGGUUCAGUCCAUUCCACAGGACCAAUUACGGCAUGUGGAGGGUACGGUUAUCCUCCAUAUUGUCUUUGCUGUACGGUUAGACCACGAACUUGGGAGGGAAUUCCUCAAAAUCAUUAAGACAUCUUAUGGGGAUCUUUGCCCAUUCAGCGUUGCCUUAUUGCUCUCCGUUGCACGCAUCCAGCGCUACGAGGAACAGGUGUUUGACCUUUUGAAGGGGAGCAUUAUCAAGAGCUUCAAAGAUGAGCAGAUGCUGCAGGGGUCCAAGUUCUUGCAGGACCUCUUGCCUAAGCACUGUAGUGUUUCUCAGAUGAUUUUGGACACAGUGAAAAACAGUGUGUUUGGAUGGGAUCAUGUCACCCAAGGUCUGGUGCAGCUGGGCUUCUUCCUGAUGGACACAUUUGGACCUAAACCCGGACCAUUUGGCAAAACCACAGAAGUGUCUGCUACUGUGGCCAGGACCCCCACUCAGCUGGCAUGUAAACUGGGAGGUCAGGUGCUCCUGCAGGGCUUUAAGAUGCAUGAGGCAAUCAGAGGCGAGAUACUGGAGCAAGUUCUGAAUCGACUGGUCACAAAGACUGCAUCACCUGUCAAUCAUUUCUUAGACCUGUUGUGUGACAUUGUGACCUCUGCUCCUAUGAUACUACUGGAGUCAUCAUCCAAGGUUACAGAGACAUUUGACCACCUGUCAUACCUGCCCCUGGCCACAGUGCAGGGCUUGCUGAAAGCUGUCCAGCCUCUGCUGAAAGUCAGCAUGUCCAUGAAAGAUGCAUUGAUUGUAGUUCUCCGAAAGGCCAUGUUUUCCAGCCAAUUGGAUGGACGAAAGUCUGCUGUGGCUGGUUUCUUGUUGUUAUUGAAGAAUUUCAAAGUGUUAGGGAGCCUGGCCACCAGCCAGUGCAGCCAGGCGAUCUCCUCCAGUCAGAUCCAAGUGGACGUUCAUUCUCGUUACAAUGCUGCUGCCAAUGAAGCGUUCUGUCUGGAGAUCUUGAGCAGCCUCCGUCGUUGCCUUGGCCAGCAGGCUGAUGUGCGCCUUAUGCUCUACGAGGGCUUCUAUGGUGUUGUAAGUCGGAACUCCCAGCUUGCAAGCUCCAUCAUGCAGACACUUCUAUCACAGCUGAGGCGGUACUACGAACCUGAACAAGAUCUCCUGCCCCCAGUGAAACUGCAGCCGUGCAUCACUGCUCAUGGAGAGCAAGUUCACAUUCAGGAGCCUUUGGCCCACCUGGUGAGCUGCACUGUACAUUGCCUUUUGUGGCUUAAAAAUAUGCGCCGUUCCACCAACACCGAUGAUGAUGAUGAUGAUGAUGAUGAGGAUGAAGAUGAGGAGGGGUACCAGUCAGAGCUUCAGACAAUUCUAGAGAGCAUGACAAAGCGCAUGAUCAAAAGUGAAAUGGAGGACUUUGAACUGGACAAGUCAGCAGAAUUUUCCCAUGUUUCCAGUGUCGGGGUGAAGAAUAAUAUAUUUGCUGUUCUGGUGAUGGGAUUGUAUGAGGUCCUCAUAGAGUACAACUUUGUCAAUGCUAAUUACAGUAAAAUUCACUUUGAGGAGCUGAUGGAGCUGUUUAACCGCUACUUCAAGCUGUGGGAGAUCCAGAAAGACAAAUCUGGAAAGGGCCGGCUCCCUUCUAAUAAGACUCCUCGAAGUUUGCUUUCGAUGGGCUUUAUAUCAACUCUCCUCACUGUGCUCUUCAGAGACAGUUCUCAGAGCAGAGAGGAAGCUCUCUCUGUGCUGCGCUCCAACGGAGAAUUUGUGCGUUACUCGCUUUCCAUGGCCGUGCAGAAGAUCCAGCAGCUGGAGGAAACCGGAGUGGCAGACGGCCCGGACGGGCAAAGAUCAGACUUGACUUUCCGCUUCCUUUGUGAAAUGACAAGUGUGCUGAUGUGGCGGUAUACCAACGUCCCGAGCGCAGUGGAGGAUGCUGGAAAGAAGGAUAAGCGGUCCAGUCUGUCCCAUCUGUGCCUGGAAGGUCUUCUCAGGAUAUUCACAACAUGCCAGCAGCGCUACCCCGACAAAAUGCCCAUGCUUCUUACGUCCAUCGGAAACUCGGAAGAUGUUGCUGAGCCAGAAGAGGGUGACGGGAUGAGUUACUUUUACAUCCGUCAAUUUCAGAGAGCAUUAUUUGCUCAGUUAAGUAGAGGAGAAGAUGACUUUAACAGCAAAGAAGCUCAGCUAUUGGUCAGCAUUUUGAGUGUGCUUUCACUGCAGCUUAAGCCGUCAUCUCAGCAGUUUGUUCAGAUGAUCACUUGGACGGUGAAAAUCUGCAAGGAGACAAGCUUUGAGGACUCUGCUUUGUCCAAGGGGCUGCUCUCGCUUCUCUUCAGCCUGCAUGUUCUCUUUAAGAGCCCCGCCAGCUUGUUGCUCGAACUCUGCCAGGACAUCCACAGCCAUCUCGGAGACAUUGAUCAGGAUGUGGAGGUAGAAAAACAGUCUCACUUUGCUAUUGUCAACAUUAAGACCGCAGCAACAGCAGCACUGCUGGUUUUCUCCCAAAUUGACAAAGUGCUAGAUGAAGUGGACUGGCUGAUUGGUAGAAAGAAAAACCAGACAGCCUCUGACAAAUCAAGCCCUGUAGAAGAGGCCACACAGGCUGCAGGUCAGCAGGAUCCUGUGGAGAAAGCAGUGACGCUACAGCUUGGGACCCUCCUGACAGCACUAAAUGAGUUGGUCCAGACCACUCUGCAACUCGGGACUUGCACCAUCACUCUGCUGAGAGAGCUGAGUCGCACUUACACCAUCCUCACCACGCUGGUUAAAUAUUACAUCCAAGUAUGUGCCACUCAAAGUGGAAAACUACCGGCGCGCUUUGAGAAGCUGGUCAAACUGUCUGGUUCCCACCUAACGCCACAAUGCUACUCCUUCAUCACAUACGUCCAGGGUGGAGAUUUAUGUGGAGGUGUGGACGACAAGAAGAAAAAGAAAAGGAAUGAAGUGAACACUGUUGCUUCUUCAAAACUUAUCCGUGAAACCAAAGCUAUUCCCAACUUGAUCUUCAGCAUUGAACAGUAUGAGAAAUUCCUCAUCACUCUUUCUAAGAAAUCAAAGGUAAAUCUGAUGCAGUACAUGAAACUGAGCACAUCUCGAGAUUUCCGCAUCAAUGCUGCAACUUUGGACGCAGCCCUGCAAGAGCAAGACGACAGUCAGGAGGCUGUGUCCCAAGAUGCCGAAGAGACUCAAGAACCCAAACGGAAGAAGAGGAAACAAUGAGCCGAGCUCCUCUCGUUGGUUCGACACAUCUCCAGCUUGCAUGCUAAUGAGCGUCCAGACAUUUGUGUUCACUUGUUCUGUGUGUCC